Messenger RNA from Schizosaccharomyces osmophilus, 414 nucleotides. RefSeq names its product cornichon family protein Erv14 (gene erv14). The record is from RefSeq and is a predicted model, not a curated record. Lineage: Eukaryota; Fungi; Ascomycota; Schizosaccharomycetes; Schizosaccharomycetales; Schizosaccharomycetaceae. Gene Ontology annotation, biological process: endoplasmic reticulum to Golgi vesicle-mediated transport. The coding region runs from base 1 to 414 and encodes 137 amino acids. Gene Ontology annotation, cellular component: COPII-coated ER to Golgi transport vesicle; endoplasmic reticulum membrane. The transcript is spliced from 4 exons.
AUGAUUUCGUUUGGUUCUUUCUCAUAUAUUGCAAGCUUAAUGCUCAAUGGCGCAAACAUGUUGAUGCAAAUUUAUUUUAUAAUUAUGUUCAGUGAUUUGGAAAUGGACUAUAUAAACCCAAUCGACCUGUGUAACAAACUAAAUCAAUAUAUAAUACCAGAGAUUUUGACACACACUGGAAUGACGCUCCUCUUGUUGCUGGCAGGGAAAUGGGUUUUGGUGCUCUUUAAUUUACCGCUUAUCGUGUUUCAUGUCAAUCAAAUCAUUCAUAAAACUCAUGUUUUGGAUGCCACUGAGAUAUUCCGUCAGUUAGGUCGCCAUAAACGUGUUACUUUUAUAAAGGCUCUCUUUGCUUUGGUCAUGUUCUUUACCUUGCUUUAUUGCAUGGUGACAUCUCUUGUACAAGAACAAUAA